AUGGAUGAUUCAUCGAUUAAUCCAUUAUUACUUACUUCAUCUGCUCAUCUCGAAAAUGUUGAACAACUUAUUAGAAAUCUUGAAAAACAAACACUUGAUUUAGAUAAUUUUGAAGAUAUAUUAAGUAAUCGUAAUCGACAAGAACUUAUAACAAAAUCGUUUACAGCCGUUUCAGCAAAUGCAAUGGGUAUUGAUGAUGUCUCAGAUGAUAAUUUUCUACUCAAGAGUAUUUCAUUAACAAAUACUAAUAUACCUGGUCUUAAUAAUGAAAAUUUAUCUAUGGACAGUUUAUUUAAUCAACGUGAUAUAUUUGAAAAUGAUGAUUAUAAAAAACAACAAACACCACCAGUUGAUCAAAGUUUAUUAAUGGAUCAAGAAGGUGGUUUUACAUGGGAUGAUCAAUAUGAUGCACGUGCAAACUAUCGUUAA
Adineta steineri is the source of this 429-nucleotide messenger RNA. The record is from the annotation of a GenBank genome assembly. NCBI's taxonomy places the organism in Eukaryota, Metazoa, Rotifera, Eurotatoria, Adinetida, Adinetidae.